This is a messenger RNA of Grosmannia clavigera kw1407, 402 nucleotides long. Its product is annotated as ribosomal protein l36. Gene Ontology annotation, cellular component: ribosome. Gene Ontology annotation, molecular function: structural constituent of ribosome. Gene Ontology annotation, biological process: translation. The transcript has 2 exons. The record is from RefSeq and is a predicted model, not a curated record. Bases 1 to 402 code for a protein of 133 amino acids. Lineage: Eukaryota; Fungi; Ascomycota; Sordariomycetes; Ophiostomatales; Ophiostomataceae.
AUGGCCAUGUCUCUAUCACAGAUCCCGCGGCUGCUGUCGCAGUCCAUGCUCUCGGCCACGGUGUCGCGUGUCCGCCCGACUGCGGCCGUCCCGGCGCUCUCCGCGGCCUUUGCUGCGCUCCGCGUUAACGUCCACCAGCAGCCACAGCAGCGGCGCGCCUGCUCCGGCAACUGCAACGCCACAGGCCUGUCCCUGGUUGCCUCACGACCGUCCGUCUCGCUGGUGGCGGCCGCGGCACAGAAGAUCGUGCAGCAGCAGAGGCGCGGCAUGAAGGUGCACAGCUCGGUCAAGCGGCGGUGCGAGCAUUGCAAGGUCGUCCGGCGAAAAGGCGGCAAGCGGCACAAGGGCUACAUGUACAUCAUCUGCCCGGCAAACCCGCGACACAAGCAGCGGCAGGGCUGA